Messenger RNA from Anolis sagrei ordinatus, 3381 nucleotides. RefSeq names its product ring finger protein 26 (gene RNF26). Lineage: Eukaryota; Metazoa; Chordata; Lepidosauria; Squamata; Anolidae. Gene Ontology annotation, molecular function: ubiquitin protein ligase activity. The record is from RefSeq and is a predicted model, not a curated record. Gene Ontology annotation, biological process: ubiquitin-dependent protein catabolic process; protein ubiquitination.
GGGCGUGGCCCCGCCUACCAAGAUGUCGGCGCCCAUGAGCGAGGAGGGAAGAGCUUCGCCGUCGAGGGGGUUAGUCCAAGUUCUUCGCCUCAGAGGGAAGCGGGCGAGUGACUGCUGUGGCUCUUGGGAAUGGCAAGAUCAGCAGCAAAAAAAGGCCUGGGACUCACUGUUUUAGCUAUCCAAAGUAUUCAUUCCUGUUACGUCACGAAUAAAGGACCAAAACUUCAAGCAGCAUGGAUGCCUGACACCUUCUGGAGCAUCUCCUGAAAUAAAAACUAGAUUAUACCAAGGAUAUAAAGAUCUUCUCUGGGCGCCUGGCACUUUCGAAUUCAUUGCCAAAGGAUUUCUUUUCAUAAAAAACUAUCAAAGAUAGGACUCUGUUCACCUGUCUUUUGGGAAUCAGCACAACUCACUCCAGUCUACAAUCUGCUUCGUCUUCCUCCUUGCAGCGUCUCUUCCUUUUCACCUCAGCUAUGGAGCUAGUGUUCCUGAUCAUCAAUGGCAUGGCGAUGAUUUUGGACAUUGCUCUGAUCUUGCUGGACGUCAACUUCUUCCUCGUUUCGACCUUGGUCUCAGCUCUGGUUUGGCUCGUGGCGUUCAUUUAUAACCUGCCCAGCACCUUGGUGGCCUGUGUGAUCCAGUGCUGGAACGGUAUUGGGCUGUUUCUGCUCUGCAUCGCAGAAGCGGCAUAUUACCUGACCAUGGGCUCCCUGCACACUGUGUUCAAUGUGCUGCGUAGUCUCUGCUCCACCAUGGAAAGCUUGAAGUUAGUGGGCCACCUCUUUGCCCACAUAACUCUGAGGAGCAAAGAAAUCAUGCAUCGAAGCUUCUGGAACCUGGUUGGCUCUGGCCAGUCCCUGGUGAGGCAAGUCUGCGAAGUCUGUGCCAUUGCCAUGAGCCUUGUUGCUUACUUAAUCAACAGCACCAUCAACAUCUGCCUCAUUGGUACCCAGAACCUUUUCUCUCUGGGGCUGGUGCUUUGGGAGACGAUUGCUGGCCCAUUUCUGAGAGUCACAGAUAUCUUUGCCGCUUUUGUCGCCCGCCUUUCCAGCAGCGCCAUCGCGAUGGCUAUUCUCUUGUGGACGCCUUGCCAGCUGGCAUUCGAUCUCAUGGCCUCCGUGAGUAAGUUGCUAAUUAAUAUAUUUUUACUGCACCUUUACGGCUUGGUGUUGCUGUCCGUGAUAGUUGCUGCCAGCGUCCUGAUCCUCAAUCCUCACCUGACGCGGACGUUGGCGGGCCAGGUGUCGGACUACCUGAACACCAUGCCGUCUUACCACCGCUUGCUCAGGCACUUGCAUCGUCUCUAUCAGGAAGUGAUGUUGUUGCUGGAUAUGGUCCUGAGGUCGCAAACCUGGCGCAGAUUGGCUGAUUGGAGCCUCCAGUUGGCCAGUUGGAACAGAUUUGCCAGAGGAGCAAACCUCCAAGGUGAACGAGAGCAGCCGUUUGUGGUGGAAGCCAAUCAAGAAAGACAGGAAGUAGCUGGUGUGGUUCAGAGGCAAGCUUUUCCUGCUGCGGCCCAUCCUAGAAGGCCAGAGGCACCUGUGAUUGGUCAACAGGCUGCAGCCCGUUCCCGACACAGAGCCAACAGAGACCAGCUAAGGACAGAUGCUGACCUGCGGCCAUACACGCAACGCAAUGUGGCACCAGGACACCCUCAGGAUGAAGGACCAAGCACAUCAUCCACCAAACCUGCGAUGAAAGAACAACUGAAUGCUCUGGAAGAGGACGACGAUCCGUGGCUGCUCCUCGAAGAGCAAGAGGAGCGGAAGAAGUGUGUCAUCUGCCAGGACCAAACAAAGACAGUCUUACUGCUUCCCUGCCGGCAUCUUUGCCUCUGCCAGCAAUGCGCUGAAAUCCUGCUGCAGCAGGGCAUAUACCAGCGUAACUGUCCACUUUGUCGGCAGAUGAUUCUGCAGGCUCUUAAUGUCUACCUGUGACCAUGUUUUUUUUUUUCUGGGGGGAGGGACAACUUUGUCCACAUUCCAUCAGACUGUGUGAGUGUGUUGGCUACCGAGCACGCCUGUCCUGUAUGAUCUCCUUCAUAUGGAGGUUAGUGCUGUGCUGAUAAUCUGCAUUAGCGCAGGUUACUCUUUUUUUCUUUCCAAAGUACUACUGUAAAUGAGUGAAACUUUGAAAACACUAUGCGUGGUUUCUAUGCACUUCCGUUUUCACUCUCUUGUUGCUGCCAUCAGAAAGCACGGUAGUGGAUCAGAAUGGAUGUCUGGAUCAUUAUUGUUGCUUGGUCAUAAAGGUGUUUUUCUUUUAGUUGAGAUCUUUUAAUUAUUCAGAAAUGGGGCUUAAAAAUGCACCAAAUACUUUGCAAUUAGAGGUAUAUCAAUGGGUAGAUGGCAAGGAACAGGUUGUUUUGAAAACAAGAUCAACCAGGCGCCAAAAUCCCAGGUAUUUUUAUUUUUACAUAUACAUUAACGUCUAGAACAGGUUUGAGUAGAUGCUGCUGAUCUGCAGCUCUCAUUAUAAACAUUGGUGAGGAAUGCUGGGACUUGUGGUCUUUACAGCUUCCAGAAAGACCACACAAUUCCUGUCCUUGGUCUAGAACAUAGAAUAGAACCUGAACUCUUUUCCUGAAUCUGACUGAAACAGUCCCAUUGAGUCAGCUGUUGAAUCCCAUUGACUUUGUGAGUUUCGUUGGGAAUACCAGUAGAAUUCAGACUUUCCUUAGCAGGAAUAAUUCUUAAUCAAGUUUGGAAAAAAGCCAGGGAAUCGCUUUUUAUUUCUUUAUUGGAAGUGUGGUGCCUUCCAGAUGUUUUAGAUUUCAACUCCCUUAAUCCCUGGCCCUUGGCAGUGUUAGUUAAGGCCAAUGGGAGGUGUAGUUCAACUCUUAACAUUAACACUGUGUGAUAAUGUUGUGCACUUUUCUCAUGGGAAGACUUGGAUCUGUAACUGUCUAACUGGUGCUAUCUAUUACAGAAAGGGAUGUGAGUGUAGAGCAGUGUUCCUCCACCCAAGAAGCAUAGCCAGUGCGUUAGAUACUCCUGAAAUGUCCAGUUUGAUGGUGUGGUUUUCAAAAAACCUUGACAAUGGUCCAAAGCAUUUCCUAGCGUUGAGUUUUCCUGUCUCUUUCAGGCCUUCAGAUCCAUAAGAACGACAAGCUGGGCACCCAACAAGUGUCUUUCACGAUAGUUUGCUUUCAAAUCGCAUCAGGAUUUUGUUGCAUCCGUCGGCAUGUAACCUCUACAGGUCACUGAUGCCAAAUUGCCAUUCCAGCCUUCUUGCACAAUGUAUUCCAUCCCCUUUGGGGCAAAAAGCUGAUAAUAGGAUAACUAUUUGUUUGCCAACAGCCAUGUUGUAUCAGCAGUGCUGGAGACGUAAUAGUUUGCUUCCAGGCGCGGCUGUGAUAACCAGAGUAAAAACUGUUUAUGA